AUGGAGAGCAUCCACGACGACAACUCUGAGGCACAAACCAGGUGGUGCCACAGAGUAAUGACUAGUAGCGAAAAAUUUUACGAGGACGAGUUUCUUAGGAUCCUCUCGGCCUCCGAUGACCUCAAGAAAUUUGCGAAUACCCUAACGUCAGAGUCAGAUAACUUGGUCGAAAUCAUCAGCGACGAAGCAGGCUUGGACCGCGUCAUGAGGAUCUUAGGAAUAUCAGACGAUAUCAACACAAUACUUUUCCAACCAAGACAAAUUCCCCGCGACUAUUGUUACGAUGAUGUAUAG
Messenger RNA from Microthlaspi erraticum, 294 nucleotides. Lineage: Eukaryota; Viridiplantae; Streptophyta; Magnoliopsida; Brassicales; Brassicaceae. The record is from the annotation of a GenBank genome assembly.